Molecule: messenger RNA, 1091 nt
Organism: Cydia amplana
Lineage: Eukaryota; Metazoa; Arthropoda; Insecta; Lepidoptera; Tortricidae
Product: MKRN2 opposite strand protein
Exons: 4
Coding region: 193-837 (214 amino acids)
Source: RefSeq, a predicted model, not a curated record
UGACGGAAAAGAAAAAGUGCAAAAUGUGAAUUGUGGAAAGUGUUACAUCGAGUAUUUUGCUUCCUUGAUUAUUUCAUCAGCUAUAAUUUAUGGUUUUCUUUUGCCCAAGCGGUCUUUACUUUUUCACGAUCAACUGGAGACCAUAAAUAGUUACGGUUUCAUUGAAUAUACUGUUAGAUUCGGUUGUGAAAGAUGGAUCCGGGGAUCCUUUGUUUCCACCAUUGUGGCAACAAAGUUUUCUGCACAAUUAUUCCGGAACAAUGUCCGGUAUGUGAGCAGAAACUAGACCGAUAUGACUACAAUUUGUUACCAUUCAGGGUACCGUAUCCCUUCGUCAAGGCGUCUCAGCACCCGAGAGCUAUAGUCAUGAAGCCUACUCAUGGAGAUUUUCUCAACGAUUAUUACAACUCCAAAGACUUGCACAUAGGGGUGACUAACUCGCAUGGGUGUGUUGUGGAGUUCAGUGAAGGUGGAGUGAAUGGUGUGGACACUUUGACCAAAAAAUGGAGCACUUGUGAUGCAAGCUCUGACUGGGACCAGUGCCUCCUUCUAGAAAAGUUUGAUGAAUUAUGGAAUGAGAUUUGGGAUAGUGUACUUAUGAAGGUGAGCCUCAGUCCACUUUGGGAAGCUGAGAGAUAUAAUGAGGAGAGACACAAUUGCUUUACAUUUGUACUGGCUUUCCUGAGAGCUCUGGACUGUGGAGAACUCUCUGACAAGGCGCGAGACCCCAAACUCUUCUGCAAACAAUAUGUGGUCCCUAGAACCUCUGCGGCCGGGAAGUACAUCUCCCUGUACCGGCAGCUCAAGCGACAGGACUACUUCAUACAGAGCCAAUGAUACCAUUACUUUAUCUAAUUACUAUUUAUUAUUUUACUCAGUAUUAACUGUGAUGUUAAAUGUUUAGGUAUGAAAUAUCUGAAAAUGUGGUGCAUUUAAGUUAGACCAAAUCAUAACUUUAAUUCCAUAUUUAUAAUGCUUUGUCUUCUUGCCUUUAUAUGAAUUUGUAUUCAACUUACAUUUAUGUUGCCUGUUAUGAUGUAAUCAUUAAUUAGUUUAGGUUAUUGUUGGAAAUAUAGACUGAACACUAUGAA